Passer domesticus (house sparrow) is the source of this 1447-nucleotide messenger RNA. RefSeq names its product serine/threonine-protein kinase PAK 3-like. Bases 1 to 876 code for a protein of 291 amino acids. Gene Ontology annotation, cellular component: cytoplasm. Gene Ontology annotation, molecular function: ATP binding; protein serine/threonine kinase activity. The transcript is spliced from 11 exons. Lineage: Eukaryota; Metazoa; Chordata; Aves; Passeriformes; Passeridae. The record is from RefSeq and is a predicted model, not a curated record. Gene Ontology annotation, biological process: intracellular signal transduction; protein phosphorylation; regulation of axonogenesis.
AUGAGCAGUUCACGCGGCUCAAGCCAGGAGAGAGAGAAGCAGCUCCUGAAGCUGCUGAGGCGUGUGGUGAGUGUUGGAGAUCCUGAAAAUAAGUACACCGGAUGGAAACGUAUUGGCAGUGGGGGUUUUGGAAUUGUUUAUAAGGCCUUCAACGCUGCCACAGGACAAGCGGUGGCUGUAAAGCAGCUUAAUCUCCAGCACCAGGGCUGCGAGGACGUACUGAAAGAAAUCCUGGUCAUGAGUGAAAAUAAGCACGCCAAUAUUGUCACCUACCUAGAAAGCUACCUUGUCAAUGAGGCUGUCCUGCUGGUCUUGGAGUAUAUGGAUGGAGGCUCCUUAGGUGAUGUGGUCAGCGUGAGAAGGAUGGCUGUAGGACACAUAGCAACAGUGUGUCGGGAGUGCCUGCAAGGCCUGGCUUUCCUUCAUGCCAACCAGGUGAUCCAUAGAGAUAUCAAAAGUGACAACAUCCUUCUGGGCCGGGAUGGCUCCGUCAAGUUGGCUGAUUUUGGCCUCUGUGCUCUGCUCAGCCCUGAGCAGAGGAAACGGAGGUCGAUGGUCGGGACCACUUGCUGGAUGGCACCCGAGGUUGUGAGAAGAGAGCCUUACGGCCCCAAAGUGGACACCUGGUCCCUUGGCAUCGUGGGAAUAGAAAUGGCCACAGGAGAGCCUCCUUAUGUUCGGGAAACCAGUGACAGGGCCAACUUCCUGAUAGGCAAGCAAGGGGUACCAGACCUGCACAAGCUCAGGCUACCCCCUGGCUUGUGUGAAUUUCUGGGCUGCUGCCUGCAGAUGGAUGUGGACAGGCGAGGCUCUGCCAAGGAACUUCUGCAGCAUCCAUUUCUGCAAUCAGCGGAGCCUCUCUUAAGCCUCUUCUGACAGCCUUGAUUGCUGUCCUCCCUGCAGCCAGGAGCUGGAAGGGCAGCGUUUGGAGGCACAGCAACUGCUGGCACAAGGGGCAAACUUCCUGGCAGAGGUAGAGAAGAAGCAGGAGGAAAGGCUGCUUGAGACGAAGCAGGAAGUUGCCACCAUGCAAGCUGAAUGAGAAGAGAUUCCAUGGGCCCCCGCCAUCUCGAAGGGCUUUUCAAAUGUAAACAAAGGAAAUGUGCAGUGAAGUAAUGCAGGAAGCAGAAGACAUGACCAGGAUCACUUCAGGAUUACACUCCGCAAUGGCAGCUUGGAGCUGCACUCACAAUAAAAGUCCUAUACGCCCUCAAGCCUGCUGCAAGAUUCCCUUCCUCGUCAGCCAGGGAAUAAGGCUCUACAUUCCCUUCUGAGUUGGCCAUUCCUUCUUAAAGAUGGAAAGUCCCUCCUAAGGGCCUUCUGCUGUGGUUUGGAAUUGGGAACGCUCUCCUUCCUUUAUCAGCUCCCACCUCCACUGCCUUUGGAAUGCUGCCCAUUGGCCAGUUUUUGCCCAGCCCUGGACUUGUGGAUGAGGAAGAAAGUGCAA